UUUCAAGUUGUGCCGAACACACUCCUUUUGUUUGUUGCUGUUCAAUAUUGCAUUAUUCGAAUUAGUUUUAGUUUUUUUUCAAAUUCAAUUCAAUUUUUCUAAAAAUUACUUUGAUAAUUAUUCGAAAAAAAUGAGCAGAGCACAUCCACCUGAACUCAAAAAAUAUAUGGACAAACGAUUGUCAUUAAAACUUAACGGUAACCGUCAAGUGUCCGGCAUUCUACGGGGUUUUGAUCCAUUUAUGAAUCUAGUUAUUGAUGAAGCGGUAGAAAUCAAUAAACGUAAUCAACAGAUACCUAUCGGUAUGGUUGUCAUCCGUGGAAACGCAGUAGUAUUACUUGAAUCUCUUGAUAGAAUCUAGUUCUUCAUAAUAAACUUAGAUUCGUUUUUUUUGUUGUAAAUUCCUAACGCUUUUGCUUCACAUAAAAAUGGCAUUAAAAUUUUUCAUCUUUU
This is a messenger RNA of Dermatophagoides pteronyssinus (European house dust mite), 453 nucleotides long. Its product is annotated as small nuclear ribonucleoprotein G-like. The record is from RefSeq and is a predicted model, not a curated record. Gene Ontology annotation, cellular component: P granule; precatalytic spliceosome; SMN-Sm protein complex. Lineage: Eukaryota; Metazoa; Arthropoda; Arachnida; Sarcoptiformes; Pyroglyphidae. Gene Ontology annotation, biological process: mRNA splicing, via spliceosome; spliceosomal snRNP assembly. Gene Ontology annotation, molecular function: RNA binding.